Molecule: messenger RNA, 975 nt
Organism: Vicia faba (fava bean)
Lineage: Eukaryota; Viridiplantae; Streptophyta; Magnoliopsida; Fabales; Fabaceae
Source: the annotation of a GenBank genome assembly
AUGAAUAUGUGGCCAGGGAUUAGCGUUCCACUCCCACGCCUCCUCCGCCCAAAACACGCGGUACCUUUUCCUACUUCCAGUUCCACCUGCACUGGAUUUAUUUCUCUCAAACAACUACAACUAUCUCCAUGUCGUCGUUUCCCCUUUUGUACACCAUCAUCGCAUUCCCAGCCUCAAGGCGAACAACUCACCGUGCCUGCAGCUGAGAAUCAUAAUUCUGUGAGUGGAGAUUCCAUACGCCAAAGAUUUCUGGAUUUUUAUGCUUCCCGUGGUCACAAGGUCCUUCCUAGUGCUUCUCUAGUCCUAGAUGACCCCACUGUUCUCCCCACUAUCGCUGGAAUGCUUCAAUUCAAACCCAUCUUUCUUGGAAAGCUUCCUAGACAAGUCCCUCGUGCUACUACCGCACAAAGGUGCAUUCGUACUAUCAACAAUGUUGGCCAAACCUCACGACAUCAUACCUUCUUUGAGAUGCUUGGGAACUUCAGCUUUGGUGAUUAUUUUAAAACACAAGCUAUUCAAUGGGCAUGGGACCUAUCUACUGUUGAGUUUGCUUUGCCUCCAGAGAGAUUAUGGAUUAGUGUUUAUCAACACGAUGAUGAAACUUUUCAGUUAUGGUCUCAACAGGUUGGUGUCCCCGUUGAGCGAAUAAAGAGGUUGGGUGAAGAUGACAAUUUUUGGACCAGUGGAGCCACAGGUCCCAGCCACAGGUCCCAGCCACAGGUCCCUGCCACAGGUCCCUGCGGUCCAUGCUCUGAAAUUUGUUAUGAUUUUCAUCCUAAGAGGGGAUAUGACGAUGCCGAUCUUAAUGAUGAUACACGGUGUAUAGAGUUCUACAAUCUAGUAUUUAUGCAAUACAACAAAAAAGAUGAUGGUUCUCUUGAGCCACUAAGGCAGAUGAACAUAGAUACUGGCCCCGGUCUGGAGCGCGUGGCUCACAUUCUUCAAAAGAUAUUGCAUUCAUUUGAACUGUCGUGA